Molecule: messenger RNA, 5090 nt
Organism: Planococcus citri (citrus mealybug)
Lineage: Eukaryota; Metazoa; Arthropoda; Insecta; Hemiptera; Pseudococcidae
Exons: 4
Coding region: 4557-4979 (140 amino acids)
Source: RefSeq, a predicted model, not a curated record
GUACAUACUUAGUUGUACUUUUUUAUUCUGCUCUCUCUCCCUCCCUCGGAUUUCAAAAACAUUUCACCUGGAGCCACUCGAACGAGAUUCUCUCUCAAAUCAAUGAAUAUGAGGUGAAACCCCUUGUUUUACGCCCCUCUCCCUCAGUACUCCUAAUUGACUCGGGAUACCUACUGAAAUUUAGCUUAUGUAUUCGGAGAGUGCUCUAAAUGUGCCAUUUUGGAAAUUUCUCCAAAAAGUGGUAAUUUUUUAUUGUAGUUGUCUAGAAUGUCAUGUUUUUAGUCAGAAUUACUAAAUGGUCGCAGUUUUUGUAAAAAUUGUCAAAAGUCUUAAUUUUUUAUAAAUCUGGAAAAAAUCGCAUUUUUGUAAAAAUUGUCAGAAGGUCCUAAUUUCUACCAAAAUUGCCAAGAAAUUCCUGAUUUUUUGCCUAAAUACUUAUCCAAAAAAUAUUGAUUAUUGCCUUAAUUGUUUGUUUUUAAUGAAAUUGUCAAAAUAGUCCUUAUUUUUAUUCGAAAAGGUUUUUUUUCAAAAUUGCCUAAUGAAAACCCCGUUUUUGACAAAAUAUCCAAAAAGUUUUAAUCUGUAGCAAAAUUGCUGAAAAAAUCCGUUUUUUUCCCUCCAAAGUCUUGUUUUUUUUCAAGAUUACCAAAUAAUUGCCAGAAAGUUCCAUUUUUUGCUAAAAUUGAAAAAAGGUCUUAAUUUUUGAUGAAAUUCGAAAAAAUUGCAUUUUUCUCCAAAUUGUCAAAAAGUUCUGAUUUUUUUAAAAAAUCGCCAAGAAAUUCCGGUUUUUUGACAAAAAUAUAAUCGCCGUAAUGCGAACGGAACCGUAUAAACAGUAAUAAGGUGCACCGGGGCAAGUCAGAAUGAUUUUUCGCAAUUUCAACUUUGACCAGCUGUUACUCCCCUUCUAAUGAACCAAUAUGGAUCAAAUUUAUUAUGUAGGUUCCCAUAAGGGUUCUUAACCUAUGGUGAAAAUUUGAGCGCGAUUGACACAGUAGCUUUCGCCCAGUGCAAUAAAAUAUAAAUGGUUCUGACUUCCCCCAAUUGGGGGAAGUCAGAACAGGCAAAACUUUGCAGAGGCGUAGAUCACAAACGGAGCGUCCUAGAAAAAUUGCAUAUAAACAAAAUUGUAGAGAAUUUAAUUCUCUUUGAGAUCACUCUCAUCAGAUUUUCACUAGGACGCACGGUUCAUCCGCUAUAUGCGAAAAACUAAGAAAUAAAAAGUCUGCAUUUUAGAACAAAUUCAAAACAAGUUCAAAACAACAAGAAAAUACAAUUGAACCAAAGACAUCUAAAAUGAAACUGAAUCGCGAAAAUUUGUACGCCGUGAUGAAGUAGGGGUAGUACCCUCAAGUCACCUUUAGUGGCACUUCGCCAGAUAUAAACCUCUACAUGCUAGAGCAAGUUUUCUAACUUACCCCGAAUUCCAACUUCCCCUGGUGCACCUUACUUAAACGAAUAGAAUCUCGGAUAUUUGAGUAGAAAAUCUAAAAGUCACAAUUGAUGUUUGUUGGCUUUAUACAUACAUUGUAUCUCAAUAAUACAACAAAUUACGAGUAUUUACGACAAAAUAAAUAAAUACAUACAAAUAAUGACGCGAAUUUUACAUUAUUUUCAACACUUUCCCUAAUUCGAGAAUUAUCGAGUAAUAAUCUAAAUUCAAAACUACUCAAAAAAUCUAACAUGAUGAACGUUAAUCAUGUUUCCUCGAAUUCGGAUGGUCUCAAACGACGCUUUGAAAAGAGAACCAUUUUUCGAUCUCGGACUGGUGAACAUAACGCGAUUAUCUGCUUCGAAUUUGCAGAAUGUAGUAGGCAAAUCAUCGAUUAAUGGUUCAACUCCUUACCAGAUGUGGUUUGGUAUACCACCGCGAAUAAAACAUCUUCGAAUUGUUAGUUCGAAGUGUUACAUUAACGUUCCGAUCCAGUCACGUCAAAAUCUGGAUAAAAAGGUUCUCGAAGGUUACCUCGUCGGAUACGAUGGUGACGAGCAAUGUCGAGUUUACAUACCAGCGAAAUGUGACAUUGUUAUUUCGAAAGAUGUCACCUUCAACAAGAAACUUCAAGAUUGCAACCAACGAGUUACCUUACUGAUCAAUCGAGAUUUGCUAGAUCCGAUUGAUAAUGAUACCAAUACCGAAAUAAGCGAUGAGAAGGAUACUAAAAGUGCACCUUCUAUGUCGAAGUCAUCGCCUGUUACGUCGAAAUCUUUGACCAAAUCAACUCCGAAAAGUUCACCGAAAUCAUCGAAUACCUAGUUCUUUGCUCGAGAAUGACAAAUUCGAUGAUGCUAACGAUAAUAUCAACAAUGAUAUCAACAAGGAUUGUCAAGACGAUUCUGCACUCGGUUCAGACUUGACAAAAUGAAAAUGGCAAUUAUUAUGCGGCCAAAAUCAUUCGAAUUCUCAAGACAUCAACGGGAAUUUUUAUCAACAUUGUCAUAAAAAAGUCAUAAUUUUUGUCUAACAAGAAGUUCAGUUUUUUUCUCCAAAGUUGCAUAAUUAGGAAACCCUCGUUUUUAAAAAAUCAAAAUUGCUCCCCUCUCCAAAAAAAGCUACCAUUACUUCAAAAUUCUCAUAAAGUUUUUUUUCAAUACCUACCUAAACUCAUAAACUGCCACAAAAAUCGGUUUUCUAUGUCAAGGAAAUUUCAUUUUUUCCAAAAUUUCCAGUUUUCGAAAAUGGAUAAAGUUAUGACUUGAAUAAAUUUACUUAAAACCUCCUCCCUUCCAACAAAAAUUAUUAUUUUGGUGCCUCUCAAAUUGUAAAUUUUCAAAAGCUUCAAUUCUCGAAACUUUUCCAACAAUUUUUCUUCGAUGAAAUGUUUUCUUCUCUUUUUGAAUUCAGUUUUCAAAGAUCAAAAACUGAAAAAAUACUAAAAAAAAUUUAAAAAAGUGAAAAUUUUUGAUUUUGAAUUACCAGUUUUGAAUUAAGAAUGUUUUUUUUCUUUCAUCGAAUUAAACAACGUAUCUAUUGAAGUUUUCAAUUUCUUUAAAAAUAUUUUUUGGAGGCUAAGUACUUAAAUUAAUACAUUUUUUAAGGUCAGGUGGGAGUAGGGUUAAAACGGGCAACCUGGCCACCUUCACGUAUCGUCCGCUAGGAGCGGUAGUUUCGUUUGUUGGUUUUACGAUCACGAUCGUGAUCGAUGGAGGUUUGCGGGUUGGAAGUGUUGGUUGUUCAGAGGGGGGUAUACUCCACGCGGUGUACAUCGAGUACGUCAAUUAAAUGGUACGAUUUUUUUUUUUUCUUUAGAUGGGGGAUUAAUAAAAUUAUCAAUUUUGAAUUUUUUAAAACCAUAAAAAAAUCGCAAGUGCAACAUAUCGAUUGUUAUGUUUUCAUGUAUGACAAUUCGGAAAAUGAGUUUAUUUUUCACGUACGAGUUCGUUAAACCCUUGAAAUUUGAUUUUUUUUUUUACUUAGAAUCGUGAGAAAUAAAUGAAGUGAAGGAUGGAGGAAUUUCUUAUGAUUUAUUUUUUUUCUUACGAAUUCAUCUUCUUACUAUUUUUUCUUUCUUAUGAAUUCAUCUUCAUACUCGAAUACAUGAUCGAUCCUAUAUGAAGAUGAAUUCAGACGAUUCAGAAAAUGUGUUUAUUUUUUUUUGAUAGGAGCUGUACUUCAUCCUGAUGCAAACAGCAGGUAUUGAACUUUGAACUAAAAAUAAUUGAAAUUUUGAUCGAACACAUAGGUAUUUUAUUCUCUUCAAAUGGUUAUUCACCUCAUAGGUACCUAUUUUAUUAUUACAAAAUGAACGUAAUUUUAUUCUCUUUAAAAUGGAUGCUUAGGUAGGUACGAUAUUAUUGUAAAAUGAUCGUAAUUUUAUUCUCUUCAAAAUGGUUCUUCAUCCAGAUACAAGCGGUGUGUAUUGAACUUCGAACUCUGAAAUUUUGAUCGAACACAUAGGUAGGUAUUUUAUUUUUAAGUGGGUGCUUAGGUAGGUACAAUAGAAGUGAUUGGAAAAAUAACGGUACUCAAAUUAAUUUUUUUUUGUCUAAUCGUCAAUUCAUUCAUGUAAAAUGAGUGUUUUGCUUCAUCAUUCGAUUUUAAAAUGCUGAAUUGACGAUUCAGCAAAUUAAAUUUUGCAUGUAUAUUUACCGUUUUUUUUUUCUAUAACCGUUACUUUGACCAUUAUAAAACAGAUAUUUGCCCGGAAAUUCAUAUCAGUUGUUCUGUUCUGUUUUCAUCAAUAAUUUCGACUUUCGCUUGUGAACUGUGAUCGUAUUUUUUUUGUCCAAAUAACAACUAUAAUAUUUUCAUUUUUCAUCUCGCUCCGUAUUCGUUUCGUUAUUGUAACUGAUUAGAAUAAUUUUUGUCCUUAGCUUGCAAACCAAAGCUUUGAUCGAUUCCGUUUUUAUUGAUAAUUUUAUUUAAAAUUUUCAUCUCGAUACGUUUUCGUUUGUUACAAGAUUUUUGAAUUUUGCGAAUUAUUCAUUUUUGAAAAUUUGCUACUGUUUUACCUGUUCCCCAAGGGUUCAUCUCGUGUUGUUUUCAUCGAAGGUGUUUGUUUCUUCUCGACUUUUUUUUGAUUUUGAUUUCCUGUGUUCUAAAGAAGAAGAAAAAAAUGGCUUCAAAUAAUUCCUCUACGUCUACGUCUACAUCAUCAUCGUCAUCUUCAAGCUUAACCAUGACAAACAAUCCAGUUGAAUAUCGUUUUACUGCUAGCUGCCCCGAUUUCGUUGCGCAGGAUAUAAUUUACAUACUGGAAAAUAUAUUUGACGAAUCGUCAUGGAUGAAUGUCAAGAUAGAGGAAAAAGGAGAACAUACAGUAGAAUUUACAAUUCCUUUUCCGGUUAAAUUGCAGACCGUCAUAAAAAAAGUAACAGAGGCAGGUUUUGAAAACCUAUCAAUUAAUACCAUAAAUGUAUCGGAAGUGUCCAGGAAACGAUUUUUAGAGUUAAAAACUCUGCAACAAAAAAAACGCAAGUUGAUGAACAGAAUGCUUAUACGUGAAGGAGGUGAAGAAGAAGUCAAUGAUGGAAACUGAAAAAAAAUUUGUUGAUCUACUUACUGAUUUUAUUCAACUUGUAAUUCCAUGUUUUCUUUAAAUUAUUUUUUUUUUUUUUCAUUGAAAAUACAUAAUGAAUACUUCUGAGAA